AUGAGCAACACCAGGAGCAAAACAGAGUUGUUCUUCAUGCCCGUGCCCUGCUUGUACCAACAGCAGGCACGACAUGAGCAAUACCCGGUAGAGGCCGAGACACUCUUCGCCGGAGGCGAGUCCGAGCUCGCAGCCAUGCCGAAAUUCUCGUUGUACGCAAGGCUUCGUGCAGCUGACGAGGAGGCCGGCAAGGACCGGCUGCGUGCGCGGCUCGUGUGGCUCCUGGUGGUGCUGGAAACGAUCUCCUUGCUUUGCAUUCCUCAAGUGGCCACUCUCACGCACGGAGCCUUCUUUCUGAUCCCGCUGGGGGCGCUCUUCCUAGCUGCAGCGAUCCGUCUUUACUCCAGGCCUCGCAUCCUGCUGGCUGAGCCACUUUGCGUCCUUUGGCCUGACAACCAUUCACGACACGGCCUGGCGCGCGAGCAGGCGCCCAACCUCUGCUUUGGUGGCUUCGUGUGGGCACUGAAGCUUGUGUGCGCUUUGACUUUCUGGACGAGCCCCGCUGCCUUCAGCUUCCUGGGGGACGGUUGCCCUGACGCAGUCCCACGCCCGAAUUGCAGCCAUUACACACGAGAGCAGGAUGGACUUCGCUUCUGCAUGGACAUACAAAACCGUUACGAGCCGGGAAAUGCUAAACGCAAAGGCCUGUAUGAACAGGGCGGAGCAUGCGCGAAUGCGUGCUAUGGUUGUGGGCCUUCGGGGGUUGAUCCGUUUUGGACGGGCAUUUUGAUUGUGCACCGGAAGUACUGUUAUGGCGAAUGCGCGUUGUCUUGCUGCCAGUGCCUGCACUGCCAACUUUCACCCGCAGUGCCUUUUUGGUUAAAACAAGGAUGCAGUGCGGGAGCUUUUGCGCCAGAUUUUGCACCGGAGCUAUUUCGGUGUGUCCAUGGAUGCAUCAACAUGCCAAUGCCGAAUCGACUUCCGUACUAUGAAGCGCAGACGCCGAGCUUCGAAAACGGUAUGCUCGCGCAACUUGCUCGCUGCACCUUAUUAGUCCACGGAGAAGAAUCUACUCAAGUCAAGAUUGCCGUGGCUGUAGUCUCAGCGUUGCAGUGCUUGCCUUUAACCUCUUUGGUGGCCUGCCUUUUGGUCAGCAUCUUGGUGCAUCUGCUGAAGGGCGGAAGUGCCUCUGUCAUGCUGGGCGCUGUGCCCGUGGAGCUUGAGACCAUUGAAGCCAUAGAUGCAAAAGCAGCGCAGUUGCAAGACCAGAUUCGGCAUAGAAGACUGGAAUCCUCGCCAAAGGUGAAAUUCCAGCUUUGGAUGGACUUUGUUGUUUUCCUGGUGGACUACCUGUCAGACUACAACUGCCUCCGAACUUUUAUCGUGGAGGGUGCCUACGGUGUGGCAGCCGUGCAGGCUGUCAUCAUCGCUGCUCCGGUAGUCUUGGACUGCUACCGUGGCAAAAUACAGCCAGUCCAAGUAUUCGGGGGAUUCAUGGAGUCACGGAAGCGCGGCUUUCCUACCGACGACUUCAUCCUGGCGCUUCGCUCGGAGAAGAGCCUGGAGGCCCCACUUUCCAUGUUCCUGCAGUUCUACACGCUGUUGCGGAGCACACGGUCCUCGUCCAUCUGGAGCCUUUGCAUCUCCAUGCCGCUGAGCAUCCUGGGCAUUGCAAAGCAUGUCUACGCAACCUUUGAGCUGCAGAUUCUGGAGGGCACAGCAACACUCCCCAGCACAUACCAGGGCACGAACCAGCUUCAGGUCCAUGGAGAUCAGGCGACGAGCAUCGCGCCCCGUGGCGCAGCUCUUCCCAUUACCGUGGGAAGCUCAAAGGCGAAG
This is a messenger RNA of Symbiodinium necroappetens, 1779 nucleotides long. NCBI's taxonomy places the organism in Eukaryota, Dinophyceae, Suessiales, Symbiodiniaceae. The record is from the annotation of a GenBank genome assembly.